Molecule: messenger RNA, 2006 nt
Organism: Pseudocercospora fijiensis CIRAD86
Lineage: Eukaryota; Fungi; Ascomycota; Dothideomycetes; Mycosphaerellales; Mycosphaerellaceae
Exons: 3
Coding region: 1-1458 (485 amino acids)
Molecular function (GO): oxidoreductase activity
Source: RefSeq, a predicted model, not a curated record
AUGAAGUGUGUAGAUUAUCGACCGCUAUUGCUUUCCGGCCUUCUAUGCCUAACAGCGCCGAUUGCGAGAGCCCAGCAAACAGAAAGCUUUGACGUCGUCGUGAUUGGCGCCGGUCUAUCUGGUCUUUCAGCUGCACGGAAGCUUUUAGAUGCCGGCAAAAGCGUGCGUAUCGUCGAAGCGAGGAGUAGGGUCGGUGGCAGAGUGGAGAACCAGCCACUCAAGAACGGCGGCGUUACUGAACUUGGUGCCGCAUUUGUAGGACCAACGCAGGAUCGUGUGCUAGCCUUGGCCAAUGAACUAGGCAUAGAAACGUUCUUGGAGUACGACACGGGGCACAACUUGGCUUUUGUUGGCGAGGAGCGAAUCACUUACGAUUUACUUCCCAUUCCAUACAUAGAUCUGGCAACGACUGCACAAUUCGGCGCGGCCAUUGCAGCUCUUGAUCUCAAGGCUUUGACGAUCAAUGUAGAAAAGCCGUGGAACCACCUCCUCGCUGCUCUGUGGGACAAGACCACUGUGAGACAAUUUCGCGAUUCGAUCAUCACAACGCCAGAAGGACGAGAUGUUUUCGAAAUUGGUGUCGAAUCCAUCUGGAGUGCGAGAUCAGAUGAGCUCUCACUGCUUUACGCACUAUCUUAUAUUGCAGGAGCGGGCAACGAGACAACUAAAGGAACAUUUGAGCGCCUCAUUUCAACAGGUGGUGGCUCGCAAGAGAGUCGCCUGGUUGGUGGCACUGGACUUCUACCUAACGGCUUAGCAGACAAGCUUGGACGUGAGCAUAUCGUCUUCGAUAAUCCUGUCCGCUCCAUCACAUUGCAGCAGUCUGGAGAAUAUCUCGUGCAGGGAGAUAAGUCCUCGGUCAGUGCCUCGAAAGUCGUUGUGGCUUUGUCACCUCCUGUAGCUGGUGAGAUUGAGUAUACUCCGGCUUUAUCAAAAUCGCGACAAAAGCUCAUGGAGCACCUCUUCAUGGGUUCUCUCGGCAAGGCUAAUGCUAUCUACCCUACCCCGUUCUGGAGGGAUGCAGGGUUGUCAGGCCAAGUCAUCUCUACGACUGGCACAGUCCAAACCACGUUCGAUGACUCAGAUGCAAAUGCAACGUAUGGUGCUAUCCUUGGAUUCAUCGAAGCCGAUCAGAUGCGGGCGCUCAACAACGCGACUAAAGCUGAGAUCAUCGCUAGAGUCACUGAUGAUUAUGUCAGGUACUUUGGCGAGGAAGCGAGGAAUGCGUCCGAGUGGGUGAUCAAGAGAUGGGACUUGGAAGAGUUCUCCAAGGGUGGACCUACAGCUUUGGCUGGGCCGGGAACAUUCAAGAAAUAUGGACCAGCGCUGAGGCAGGCUGUUGGUGGUAUUCAUUGGGCUGGAACCGAGGCUUCUGAUUACUGGCCGGGAUACAUGGACGGCGCUAUCAGAUCAGGUAUGCUAUGUCACUUCUCUGGGCCCUUUGAACAUAGAAGCUGACUGUCUGAAACAGGAGAGCGAGCUGCGCAAGAAAUCAUGGAUAGUAGCUAAAUUAACAGCGCAAUUUUUGAAGCUGAAUGAGCUGGUUCAAUUAUCAAGACUAAGGCAAAGGAGUGAGCCUUCACACCAUGUACCUUUAUAACAACUCCCGCUUAAGCAUAAAUUCCAAAAAAGCAAAUGGAUAUCGCGACCAUUCCCCAAAUACCGUGGUUUCGACGACGGUUCACCAUCUGGCCAGCGUUCGGGGAAUCUGCCGCGAUGUAUAGCUCCGCCCAAAGAAAGAUUCGAAUGAGGGUUUCGUAAGAUUUUAAUAAGAUUAGUCUAAGUCUCGAGCAACGAGCGUAGAGUGCGCAAAUUGCUACUUUGGAUAGCAUGCCUUCCCAGAGUGGUAAAUAUCUAGGCAUUUCUCCAUUGCCGCAUGUUCUCCGUAGCCAGACCAAAGGCUGUAACACUUAGGCCACUGACGAGGACUUGUAGGAAGAUGGGAUCAGGUCGAGCGGAUGGGUGAUGCCCUCGCUGAAGAACUUGUAGUUGCCAGUCUGGGUAGC